CCUUACACAAUAAAUGAAUCGCACAUGGUAAAUGUGGUAAAUUAAAUUUCUGAAAAGUGUUAUAGAGAAAUAUAUUUUAUAAAGUUCAAUUUAAUAAUUAACAAUAGUUAUAAAGCUAGUUGCAUUUAGUGAGUGUUCAAUUACAUAAUUUUAUAUUGUGAAAUAUAUAAAAAUGAUUGAAAAUUUAAAGAAACGCAAAGUUUCAAAAAAGACUAAAAAAUCAUGGAGAAAGAAUGUAGAUAUAAAAGAUGUUGAUAAGUUUUUGGAUAACAAACGUCUGGAAGAACGUCUUGGUGCUCCAUUUUCUGAGAGGGCAGAUUCUGAACUUUUCUCAAUUGAUAAAAGUCGGGACGAAACCUUGCUUGUCAGUAAACUUGAACGCAGAGCCCAAUUGAAAGUAAAAGAACCUAGAUGUUUUGCUAUUUUAAAGCCCCACACGGCAGUUUCAGAUCCAAUUACUAAAAGAAAUCGCGUAAAAACUCCCGAAGAACGGAAAAAUCCUAUUAGAAGAAAAAUCGAGAACGCAAUGAAAAAGAAUGGAAUUUUGAAAUUAAGAGAACGAAUUUCUUUAAAGGACAGAUCCAUUGCCAAGGAAAAAAGAAAUAAACGAUAUAAACGUGGAGAAUUCAAAGAAGAUAUCUGGAACAAGGAGCAAAAUGUUCCCGCUGAACUGAAUAGUGGUUGGUUUACUUCCGAUACUAUUAGACAUACGUUAGCAAAUACCGGAAGAAAGAGGAAACGUGUUCCAGAAAGUUUGAUUAAAAAAACUUCAGCUUUACCUGCUGUACAAGUUCCACAUCCAGGAACCUCUUAUAAUCCCUCUUUUAAUGAUCAUCAAGAUUUAUUAAGGGAAGUUGCAGAAAAGCAGCUUCAAUUUGAAAAGGAAGAAGCACAUUUGAAUAGGGUUACGAAUCAAAUGUUUAAAAAGAUUUCAUCACAGGAAAAAGAUCGAAAUACCUUGAAGGAAAUGUCUGAAGGUUUACCAUUAAAUUUGCCAGUUGAAAAUUCAGAAAAUCAUGGAGAUGAAGAUGCAACAGUGAAAUCUGUGAAUCCUCCAACGAAAAACGAAAAGAAAACUUUACAAAAAAGACGAAAGCAAAAAGAAGAACGUCAAAUGAAAUUACAGCGUAAACAUAAUAAAAUUGAGAAGAAAAAGGUCGCCGACAUCUACAAAUUAAAACUUAUUCAUAAGCAGAUGGAAAGUAAGGAGAAAGAAGAAAAGUUGACGAAAGAAAGACGUGAAGCUAUUAAAGAAAAGCAAUCUGUAGAACCGAAAGUUUUAAGUAGAAUAAAGUUUGAAGCUUCAGAACCAGAUUUUAAACUUGGUGCAGAACUUUCUGGAAAUUUGAGAAACGCAGAACCUGUAGGAAGUUUAUUAAAGGAUCGAUUCAAAUCAUUACAGCAAAGAAAUAUAGUUGCACCUGGAGCUUUAGUGUUGAAACAUACAAAGCCAAAUGUGAAGAGAUACAUCAAAGCGGAUCACAAAAUAAAUUGUUCAGCUAAAUAAAAACAUUUUUGUACACAUUACUUAUAAAGAAAACUACUUUUUCCAAGAAUUAAAGGCGAAUUAUUUUUAUUUUCAAAUCCUCAAAAGACUAAAAGAUUCUGAUUUAUUCUGAAUUAAUUGAUUCAUCAAAUUAUGCAAUAAUUGGUCAUAAGUAAUUGUAUUCUCAAUUUUGUCACUUGAUUUAGAUAACUAGAAAAAUAUAUUUGUAUUUAUUAUUUUUGAAUAGAUACCUAAUUUUUAUUAACUAAUAAUUACUUUUAUGGCAGUGGAAACGGUAAAUAUGAUGUCGUUCAAAAUUUGUUUUAAUUUAUUGACUUUCAAUCUUGAUUCUCUUUCUUUAUUUGAGGCAAAAUUUAUUUUCACUUGUAUAUGAUGUAAAAUGACAUGUAAUUGUCUUCUUUGAAAAUCCAAAUUCUCCUCUGCCUUUAAUUUUUCAAAAAAUUCUUUUUGCUUUUCAUGUGAGCGAGAAAUACUAUUUUUUGAGCUGUUUAAUGUUUUUUUCAAUUUUGUUUUUUGAGAAUUUAGUAUUGAAAGCAAAUUUUCUUGAAUUUUACAAGUGAUUAAUCUAAACAAUGUUUGCCUUUGAUUUUCUUUUAAUUGAUGUUUACACAUUUCUGAUGCAUAUCUGUAGUUAAAAUUAAAAAACAUUUGUAUUGAAGUUAAAUAUUUAAAAUCAUUUACAAACUUUGUUUUUUGGAAAUAAAAAAAGGCCCAAUCAAUGUGUAGGGUUAAAUUUGAACUUUAA
Messenger RNA from Leptopilina heterotoma, 2252 nucleotides. Its product is annotated as ribosome biogenesis protein NOP53. Gene Ontology annotation, biological process: rRNA processing; ribosomal large subunit assembly. The coding region runs from base 173 to 1507 and encodes 444 amino acids. NCBI's taxonomy places the organism in Eukaryota, Metazoa, Arthropoda, Insecta, Hymenoptera, Figitidae. The transcript has 5 exons. Gene Ontology annotation, molecular function: 5S rRNA binding. Gene Ontology annotation, cellular component: nucleolus. The record is from RefSeq and is a predicted model, not a curated record.